Triticum dicoccoides is the source of this 1341-nucleotide messenger RNA. RefSeq names its product ADP-glucose phosphorylase-like. The record is from RefSeq and is a predicted model, not a curated record. The coding region runs from base 67 to 1113 and encodes 348 amino acids. Gene Ontology annotation, molecular function: UDP-glucose:hexose-1-phosphate uridylyltransferase activity; zinc ion binding. NCBI's taxonomy places the organism in Eukaryota, Viridiplantae, Streptophyta, Magnoliopsida, Poales, Poaceae. Gene Ontology annotation, biological process: galactose metabolic process. The transcript is spliced from 3 exons.
UCGGUGCUCAUCGACCAAAAAUACCUCGGCGCAAGCGUCGUCCACUCCUGCGAGCACGGAAAGUCAAUGGCAGAAGCUUCUAGAAUCUCCGAGGCGCGCCGCGACGCCGUGUUCGCGCGGUGGGUGAUUUUCUCGCCGGCACGCUCCCGUCGCCCCACCGACCUCAAGUCCCACGGCCCGGCAAACCCUAGCCCCGGCCCCGACGAUGGCGCCCCCAAGCCGUCCUGCCCCUUCUGCCUCGGUCGCGAGUCCGAGUGCGCGCCGGAGAUAUUCCGCGUGCCGGCUCCCGAUGAGUCGCUGCCGUGGCGGAUCCGCGUGAUUGAGAACCUUUUCCCAGCGCUGCGGCGCGAGGCGGCGCCGCCCGCACCGGAGGACGAGGAACCCGUCGGCGCGGGGGAAUGCGCCGUGAGGGGGUUCGGGUUCCAUGACGUGGUCAUCGAGACGCCGCACCAUGAAGUCCGGCUAUGGGAUCUGGACGCGGAGGGGGUCCGCGACGUCCUGCUUGCGUACGCGCGUCGGGUGCAGCAGCUGGCUGAGCACCCAGCGGUGAAGUAUGUUCAGGUGUUCAAGAACCAGGGGGCAUCUGCCGGAGCUUCAAUGGCACACUCACACAGCCAGAUGUUGGGAACUCCUUUUGUCCCUCCAUCUGUUACCUCCCGGCUUAACUGCAUGAAGGAGGUCUUCGAGAGGUCAGGAAAGUGCAGCCUCUGUGCGGUUGUGUCCAAGGAUAUCUUGGUCAGUGAGACGCACAAUUUUUCUGCAUUUGUCCCUUUUGCAGCUUCUUAUCCAUUUGAGAUAUGGAUCGUUCCUCGGCAACAUAGCUCCUACUUCCAUGAAACAGAUCAGGAUAAGGUAUUGGAUCUUGCGGGUCUGUUGAAAAGCAUGCUUCAAAAGUUGUGUAAGCAACUCAAUGACCCCCCAUUCAACUAUAUGAUCCACAGCGCACCGUUUGGACUCUCCUCUUCUUGUCUACCUUACACACAUUGGUUCCUCCAAAUAGUGCCACAGUUGAGUGUAAUCGGUGGAUUUGAGAUGGGAAGCGGGUGCCACAUAAACCCAGUUUUCCCUGAAGACGCUGCAAAAAUUCUGAGGGAAAUCGACAGCUCAGUAUAGUUCCCAGUUUUCCCUGAAGACGCUGCAAAAAUUCUGAGGGAAAUUGACAGCUCAGUAUAGUUCGGUACUUACAUGUGAUUUGUUUCUCAGUCAUGUAAAAAAGAAGUUUGUAUGUCGCUAAUAAUCUGAGUGGACCGUUAACUUUACAUACUGCUGAGAAUUUGAUCAAACUUGGAAGUUUUAACCUUACUAAUGUUAUUCUGUUACCUGGAAGGGUGAUCUUGAACU